CGUCAACUGUCACUUAAUUCACAGUUCAGACUCAGACGGAGUGAAACUACGGCCAUACGAUAAACCAAACAUUGAUAUUGGGUGGGUUAUUGCCAUUUUCUAGGGAGAUUAUGACUAUCGGGUUUGAAAUACCAGUAUUUGGUGCAAAUACUGCUUCCAAAGCCAUCGAAUUAGGGGCAUCACGCAUCGAGCUUAAUGCUUCAGGAUCAUACUCAGAUGGAGGAUUAACGCCAUCGCUCGAGGAGCUGAAAGGCUCUUCGCAUGUCAGAGUCCCAUUACGCGUUAUGAUCAGGCCCCGCGGUCCUCCGUCAGAACCCCAGGCCCGUGACUUCAUCUACUCCGACGCGGAGUUCGAGCAAAUGGAGGCUUCUAUCCAAAGGUUCAGGGACACAGGCCUAUUAGAUAGGGCGCGUGGCGAUGGCUUGGUUUUUGGAAUAUUGAAGGAGUCCCAGGAUGCUGCUGAGGCGGGUACUAGCAGGAGGAAAUGCUGGGUUGAUAAAGAGAGAUGCAACCGUCUGGUUAAAGCCGCUCGCCCAUUCAAAGCCGUAUUUCACCGCGCAUUCGACGAAAUAGUCAGCUGUGGUGAUGAUGCCGGGAUAGCUAUCGAUGAUCGCCAUGCUUGGCGGAUAGGGCUGGACGAUCUGGCGGCGUGUGGCUUCGACGCUAUACUCACAUCCGGUGGGCUCGGAAAUGCCAUCCAGAACGUAGCUAUGCUAGAUAGAAUCAUCACAAGAGCAGAGGUUCUUGGAAUUGAGAUCAUUGUUGGUGGUGGUGUUCGAAAACACAAUAUUCAGCAACUAUCUCAGCAGCUGAAGCUAAAAGAAAGGGGGUCAACGACAUAUGUCCAUUCAGCAUGUCUUUCUAGCACCGUAUCUGAGCGUGUUGACGACAAUGAAGUUAUUGGUAUCCUGUCAUAUUUGAAAUAGCAUAUAUGCCUCUCUACUUUUAGAUGAGGGUUUUUCUUUUUUUUUUUUUUUUUGAAUAUGGUUGCUUGGAUCUUCCGGUUAAUGAUAGGCGGGUGAAUAAAUACAGGUAGUUCC
Molecule: messenger RNA, 1040 nt
Organism: Daldinia vernicosa
Lineage: Eukaryota; Fungi; Ascomycota; Sordariomycetes; Xylariales; Hypoxylaceae
Exons: 1
Coding region: 111-926 (271 amino acids)
Molecular function (GO): copper ion binding
Source: RefSeq, a predicted model, not a curated record